CUCCUCCUAGGCAGAAACGCUUAAAGAGCGAAGGAGAUAAUACCCAGCGGGUCAAAAGCGACGAGUUAAUUCAUUACAGCUAGAGCGGAGGGGGCGGGGGGACGAGGAGGAGGAAGGACACUUCUGCAAAAGUGACCCAGAGCCGGCGCUAAAGCUGGGUCAGUGGUUGCCUCUUUUAAUCGGAGCUUUGCUGGGGUGGAUCAACCCUCGCUUUAAUUAGUUGCGUGUUGAUCCACCGAAUGGGAAGGAAAAGGGGACCUGGAGUUUGGUUUCUCAGGAAUUAACCAAUCUUGAUUGGCAGCUUCAGCAUUUCCUUUGCUUUGAAUGCCAGCAAUUCUGCAUCUGCUAUGCCUGAACCAAAGUCUGUAUGCGUUUCAGUAGAUGAAGUGGUCUCCAAUGGAACCGACACCCAAGAAGUCCACCUACUCAAUGGCCAUUUAAAAAAGGUGGACAAUGCAUUGACAGAAGCCCAUCGCUUCUCCUACCUUCCGCGGAGACCGGCUGUGAACAUUGAGUUUAAAGAACUCUCUUACUCGAUCCAAGAAGGACCAUGGUGGAGGAAGAAGGGUUUCAAGACCUUGUUGAAAGGAAUUUCAGGAAAGUUCAGCAGUGGAGAACUUGUGGCCAUUAUGGGUCCUUCUGGAGCUGGAAAGUCAACGCUCAUGAACAUCCUGGCAGGAUACAGAGAGACUGGGAUGAAAGGAGAGAUCCUCAUCAAUGGACAACCUCGUGAUCUGCGCUCUUUCCGCAAAGUCUCCUGUUACAUAAUGCAAGAUGACAUGCUACUUCCACAUCUUACUGUCCAAGAAGCCAUGAUGGUAUCUGCUCAUCUGAAACUUCAGGAAAAAGAUGAAGGCAGGAGGGAAAUGGUAAAGGAGAUCCUGACAGCUCUGGGUUUGCUGUCCUGUGCCUCUACGAGGACUGGAAGUCUUUCAGGGGGGCAGAGAAAGCGUCUCGCUAUUGCUUUGGAGCUGGUGAACAACCCGCCAGUUAUGUUUUUUGAUGAACCUACCAGCGGCCUGGACAGUGCAUCCUGCUUUCAAGUCGUCUCCUUGAUGAAGGCUUUAGCACAGGGUGGUCGGUCCAUUAUCUGCACUAUACACCAGCCCAGUGCCAAACUCUUUGAGCAAUUUGACCAGCUCUAUGUCUUGAGCCAAGGGCAGUGCAUUUACCGUGGGAAAGUGUUAAACCUAGUCCCUUACUUGAGAGAUUUGGGUUUAAAUUGUCCAACGUACCACAAUCCAGCAGAUUUUGUGAUGGAAGUUGCCUCCGGCGAGUAUGGAGACCAGAACAGUCGUCUGGUAAGGGCAGUCCGAGAGGGAAUGUGCGAUUCCGAUUUCAAGAGAAACUCUGGGGGAGAAAGUGAACUUAACCCUUUCCUAUGGCACAGACCAUCUGAAGAGGAUUCUUCAUCCACAGAAGGCUGUCACAGCUUCUCAGCCAGCUGCCUUACUCAGUUUUGCAUUCUGUUUAAAAGAACAUUUCUCACCAUAAUGAGGGAUUCGGUCCUGACGCAUCUGCGGAUCACAUCGCACAUUGGCAUUGGACUCCUUAUAGGAUUGCUGUACUUGGGGAUCGGAAACGAAGCCAAAAAAGUCCUGAGCAACUCUGGCUUCCUCUUCUUUUCCAUGUUGUUUCUCAUGUUUGCUGCUCUCAUGCCAACAGUCCUUACAUUUCCUCUAGAGAUGGGCGUAUUUCUUAGAGAACAUCUGAAUUACUGGUACAGUCUGAAGGCCUACUACCUGGCUAAAACGAUGGCUGACGUCCCUUUUCAGAUUAUGUUUCCUGUAGCAUAUUGUAGCAUUGUGUACUGGAUGACCUCACAACCCUCUGACGCGCUCCGAUUCGUCCUGUUUGCAGCACUGGGGACAAUGACAUCACUCGUGGCUCAGUCACUGGGGCUUCUGAUUGGGGCAGCAUCCACUUCACUCCAGGUGGCAACAUUUGUAGGCCCUGUUACAGCCAUCCCCGUUCUCCUCUUCUCAGGAUUUUUUGUCAGCUUUGAUACCAUUCCAGCUUACCUCCAAUGGUUGUCCUACAUCUCAUAUGUCAGAUACGGAUUUGAAGGUGUCAUUCUAUCCAUCUAUGGUUUGGAUCGGGAAGAUCUCCACUGCGACAAAGAUGAAACUUGCCAUUUUCAAAAAUCAAAGGCCAUCCUCAAAGAGCUGGAUGUAGAAAAUGCUAAACUUUAUUUAGACUUCAUCGUGCUUGGAAUUUUCUUCAUCUCCUUACGCCUCAUUGCCUACUUUGUCCUCAGAUACAAGAUUCGAGCAGAGAGGUAGAGAGGAAGCAGAUGCAACAAACAACAUUCAGUUGUAGACUGUUGUUAUUGUCUGAUUGUGGCAGACAAGUCUCCAGUGCCGAGUUGCAAGUGGGAUUGUGAUCUAGCCCAUAGAAAACCAUGUCCUGGUGGAUUAAUGGGUGCAUAGUUAACCAUGAUUGUGAACUGACUGGGUUUGGUCAUAUUUCUUUUAUGCUUUCUAGCUUUAACUAGGAAGACAAACUAGAAGGGAAUCUUGUUUCACAUUGGGAGCCAUUGCUGCUGACCACAGGAAUUUUUUCUCAUGGAAGCUGUGUUUUCUUGUAAGGUAGCUGUACUCAUGUGGCAACAAGGUAAAAAAAAUGGCUGGGGAUCUUUCUUCUAUGUCCUGCAAAAAUGUGAGGAAUAUAUUAUAUCUCAUCCUGUUGCAUCACUGCAAGUUUCCUGAAUUUUUGCACGUAUUUCCCCCACAAGAAAUCCCCCAUGAAAACAGAUAUCUGCAGAUUUGUCAAACCUUUAUCAAAUGAAUGGGUUUUUUUCUUAAAAGAAAGGAUAUAUAAGUAAUUUGAUAUCUGUUGUCUUCUUUACAUACAGAUUUCUGGAGCUUUAUUCUCAUGAGCUGGUCUCAUACUCCCAAAUCACAAUAUUAGAAUGAAAUGUCAAAUUCCACGAACUCUGUAAAAAGAAUUCUAGGGUGCAAAAAGUGCAUCUUAUCUAUAAGCUGACCACAGAUGAUUCCUUUUAGCAUUUUUCUUUCAGGAUAUUCUUUCAACCCAUGUUUCUUAUGGUAUUUGAAAUAUUCAUUGUCCACAUUUAACUACCUCCCAUGGAUGCAAAAGCUUGAAUGUUCCUGCACUGGGAAUCUGAGGCAGUCUAAGCAAAAUAGAAUCAGAUCUAAACACGUGUUUGAAUGUUCUAAAAUAUUUUAAUGACACAGAUAUUGACAGAAGGGAGAAUUGCCAAUGGUGCAAUGUCAUGACUCCUUAUAGAAUAGUAAAAGUUUUCUCUAGUGCAUAUGUAGUUCUUCCGGUUUUUGCAAGGCCAGCAUGUAUAACAAAAGUCAUCAGUUCUGUUUUUCAUGAGUUCCAACAUACAUUUCUCGCAAAACAUACUGCUAUUAUAACCCAACACAGAGGCUCGGUGGCUCUAACCCAGUAGCAGGCAGCAUGGGGACUCCCAACAGCUGAGUCAUUGUUACUUACAGGAGGGAGAGGGUGAAGGGAGAUAUGACCGAGAGGUCAGCAUGGUACAAACGCAUCAGCAGGAGUGCUGGAUUGGCUCAUCUGCUGCAUUUGCAUCAUGUCAACCUCCCCACUGCCUUGCUGUUCUCCUUCUGGUAAGCAGCAGCUCCUCAGUUGUCAGGAGGUCAAGUGGGCAUCACUGCCCCACUAUACCAUUCUCUACUGUCCUAACCCCAUUGAAAUAAAAUGGCAUAAGCUUGCUGGAUUGCUUGGUUGCUAGAUUGCAACCAAGUGGUCUAAACAGAGGCAGCCAACAUGGUGCUGUCCAAAUUCUGUUAGACUCCAUCACCCUUGACCAUUGGCUGCAACUGAUGGGAGUUGGAACCCAAUAAGUCUGGAGAGCACAACGUUGACUAUCCCAGGUCUAAACAAUAAUUAAACAAUUUUUUCCCAUCCAUUAACAUUUUGCUUUCCUUUCAGACCAAGUCAGCCUCGUAAAAUGAACGCAGGGUAAUUGGAAGGGAGUUGGCUCUGCAUUCCUGAUUUCUGCCAAGCCAAUAUGCUUCUGUACAUUGGCAGAAUUUUGUAUAGUAAUUGUGGGUUUACCCAGCAGUUUAAAGGGUGAUAUGGAAAAUUAACAGAGUAGGAAGUCAGUAAAGCACCCUAGAUCUGGAAAAGAUCCAAAUGUCAUGCCAAGUUCAGCCCAGUGCACUCAGGUUGGGAAAUUGAAUGAAUGGCAUUAUGUUGACUUUAUGAGCGAAUCAAAUAAGGCUGUUUUCAGGCCAGAAGUGGUUUUGUUUCAGCAGCUCAUUCAGCAACUAGAUAAAAUGGCCCACUCAGAGAAAUUGGAUCACAGUGAGAUUCCCUUUUGUGCGUGUAAUCUAGAAGAGCCAUUGUUCAACAGACUAUUUUAAGCACUUCAGAGAGAUCUUUGUUAAACCAAAACUGCUAGAAUAAGCCACAGCUUUUGGGUGUCUCUCCUUCUCCACAAUUUGGAAGAUUGAAGGAGAGGUAUUGGCUUCUAGAGUGAUAAAUGGCACAUUUUAAUACAAUUUAGAUUGUUUUGUGAACAGAUUUAUAUUGCUAGAGAUAAUAAGUUCUUUCCUUUUUACAUAUGGCGGGAUUCAAAUCUGCACCACUAACUUGAGACCCAAAGUGCAGGCAGGCUUCCAGGAACCCAUAAGGUCUACCUUACCCAAAAGCAACAGUAAUCUGAUGUGACAGUGUAUGCCUGUCAUUGUAAUCUGGGAGCUGUUCAAAUAACCAGACUUAUCUAGUUGAGUGUCCUCAAAUUCAUUAUUGUAAUUCAGGUUAAACAGGUUUCUGUUUUUAUAAAAGUUACAAAAACCCGUAUUAAAGGCACAACUCUUUCAACUUGAGAUCAUUAAAUCAUAAUACAAUGAGCAGGUCAUUCUGAUGUGAUGUUGUCCCAUCCCCCCACCUCCAAGUUUUAAGACGCUUCACUUUUCAGUGAAAGAAUGCAGCAAGAGAACCUUCCAAUUUGCAUGUGGUGGUAAUCCGUUGUGUUGGGUUUUAUUCUGGUGCCUCUUUUAUCAGAAAGCUGUCACAGCUUUCAGUAUAAGUCAGUGAUGGGUUUUCGAUGCAACAGUUUUGUUCGAUUGAAAUUGAGGUGAGUGUGUAAACCUUUCCCUCACGCACAAAAUUUGAUUAAAAAUGGAACAGGUGCACAACAGGAAGUUGAUGGAAGACGAAAUGAAAACUCAAGACACCUCUUUGUGUUCUUAUGUUCCACGCUGACGUUAGAAUGUUCUCCUUUACAUCAGUUCUGCACUUGGGACAACGUAUCUCCAGCUGGUGGCAGAAGAUCCCCAGCUGUCCACUUUGUCCAUGCAUCCCAUCAGACAUGAUUGACCAUAAUAAUCCAUCUUCCAUAUAUUGCCAUGAAGAGGCAAAGGGCUAAAACUGCCUAGAGCAGGUGAAUGUCACAAAAUGUCAUCUGAUUGUAGGAUAUAGCCACAAUCAGCCUUCCACAGUUUGCGAAUGAUGAAUUAGAUGUCAUGGAUUUACUUAAGAUGAAACAGAACUUGAUUGGGCAAGAAGAACUGGCUUCUUGAUGUUUUCCAUAAUAGCCUCAAAUUACUUUCCCAAUAUGUCCAUUUUGUAUUUUCAGUUUUGGGAAUUUAAAGUUGGAUUGUUUUCUUUUUGCCACCAUCAUUUAUAAUAUUCUUAUUCCUACCCAGUUGCUCCAUGGCAUACUUUCUCAUAAAUAAAUGAACAAAUCUGCCACCAUGGGACCCAGCUUGGAAAAUGAAAUUUUAACAAGGAAAUGAGUCGAUCCAUAAAUAUAUUGGACAGUUUUUGUUACCUUAAUACAGCAAGCAUGACACUAGUCAUUAUAUAUUUAAGUUUCAAUUAUUACAAUGUUAGUGGGUGCUUUAGGGAAUUUUGUUUUCUAUUGGUUUUGGGAUUGGUAUGACCUGUCACUAGCUGCUUUUAAGAGAGGCUGUGCCCCAUAAUUAUAGAGAAAUGUCAAAUUCUAUUACCGGUGGCUUAUGAUAAUCAUUAUAGCUCCUUUUCAGUGUGAUGAAUUAUAUAACACAGCCCAUGCCAACCUUGUGUCCUCUGGCUGUUGUUGGACUACAACUCCCAUGAUGACCAGCCAGCAUAGCAGGUGGAUGAAGGCUGGUUAUUUACUCUGUGAAUCAUGCACUAAAAAAACAUGUUCCUGGCUUAGUAUCUAGCAGAUUUGAAUAAUUACACUUGCAUUGGUGCAUUCCAUUACAAAACUAAAACAUGAGAAAAAAAUUUUUUUUUUUGCAAGGAAUGAAAAAAAAACUGUGAAAGAAUUGCACCUGUGGCCUAUUGUUUCUUUUCAAUCAUUUAUGUCUUCAUAGCUACAGCAGUUAUCUUCUGCUUCUGCGGCUGGAGAUAAUUCCACAGGAGUUACAAUUGUGCAUGCUGUUGUUCUUGGUUGUGGAAGCGCUUGGCAAUGGCAAUGUUUGCUACAGCAUGUGAGCCAUCUGUUGUUAUAGCAAUGACUGAGACACCUGACCUCAAAGCAAUCGUGGAAUGUUCAUAACACCUCUGGUAUUCCAACUAGGUACUGAAUCCUGCCCAAAUGACGUUUUUUCCAUUUAAAAAGGACACUCAAGUGGGUCUUAAAACGGCAAAGGAAAUGUUGCAUUUGAAAUGACAUUUGUGUAAAAGUUAAAAAGGGAAACUGCGCAGUUCCUAUCAAUUUAUUCCAACACCUGGGUCUCCUUUCUUGCUUUCUCAGAAGCUCAUUUCACAUAUUUCACGAAUGCAUGGGGUGGGGGGACGACUCAGGAUUGUGCCCACUGUUCCCCCUCCUGUGUGCAAAUAGGCCCUAUGUGCUUGCAGAUUGCAUGCGUAUGGACUAUGCACAGUCAGGAGCCCAGCAAAAGACAGGGUCCCAUAUCACUCAUGCACCUGGCAUGUGCAUAGACUUGGCUCAGGCGCUCAGCUGAACAUACAAGCAUUGGGGUCAGCAACAAUAGCCACAAUCUUCCUCCUCUUCCUUCUCUCUCUACACAUUCAACACACCUGCAGUUUUCUUGUGAAAAGGGCUCGAGGUGUUUGCUUUUCAAAAAAAUGAAAUCAAUGGCAGUUUUAUAGGUCGAUAUAUUCAUUUAGGCCUCUAGUUCUUAGCAUUGACAUGAAGUCUAAUCCCAGUUACUCAAGAAUAAGUACCAUUGAAUUCAAUAGGACUUACUUCUGAGUAGACAGGAUUAGGCUUGUGCUUGCACUGUAAGUGUAUUUUCCAGAGGAUUAUCUUUCCUUUUAUUUAUGUGAUCUGUUAGAAACCUGGAAGUACUAAAUAGUCUGUGGAGCUCCGUCUCUUCCUCAGGUUUUGCCGAAAUUUUACUAGCCUGAUAGUCCAAAAAGAAUCCAGCGAUAUUUGUCCUUGUAGCUUUAAACGAAACAUUGAAUUGUUCUUUUUUUUAAUGAUCAUGAGGCAUCUUUCUUUUUUAAAAAAUGAUUUUCUGUAUGUGAGUUGUAGGGUAUGGUAUUGCUGACGGUGGAUUUGAACUAUUUGUACAAUUCUGGCUCCCGGAUGCAGCGAGCUGUUGCCCUUAAACCUUAUUUAGUUAUUUAAGAUACUUAAUGUGUGUAUGUAUGUGGGUGGGGUUUUUUUAAAAAGAAAAAUAAUAAAUAAAAACAAAACGCAAGAGUCAAUGCAAGUAAAAUGUCAAAAACUCAGCGUGCUGAAGUGUGCAUAUACUGUGUGAUAUCCUUCACUAAGCUGAUGCUGUCCAGAUGUUUUGAACUAUAACACCCAUCAAUCCCAUCAACAGCUGUGUUGGCUGGGGCUGAUGGGAGUUGUGGCCCCGAACCAACUAGAGGACACCAGUUUAGUCAAGGUUGCUGUCUGUCAACUAGCUCUCCUCUCUUGGAUGUGUAAUGCACCCCUGCAUUACUUUGGAUUCCUGUUGGUUUUGCUGUUUUAGAGACUAUUGCUGCUUGCACGCUGUGAUACAUUUGCACUGUUGUAGAUAUAUGUAAACAUUGUCUUCUUUCUACCCCCUGCUCCUCCUCCUCCCCCAGGUGACUUGUUCAUAUUUUGAAGUUUAGACAAUGUUAGUGAACGACAUGUACCUGAUUCAUGUACCUAAUCAAAAGAUUUAGGAUGUUGGUACAGUACUUUAAAGAUACUAACAUGGAAAGGCUUUGUAUAUUUCUGUAUAGUAAAUUCCUAGAGGAUCUUUGUAUGUGCAUUAUUUUCCAAAUUAGAGCUCUUGUUUUCUGAAAAUGGAGAACACUUAACAAUGUAACAAACAGAGAAUAAAAUAAAAGUAUUGCUAUUUUCAGAUUA
Messenger RNA from Podarcis muralis (Common wall lizard), 8236 nucleotides. RefSeq names its product ATP binding cassette subfamily G member 1 (gene ABCG1). The record is from RefSeq and is a predicted model, not a curated record. Gene Ontology annotation, molecular function: ABC-type sterol transporter activity; ATP hydrolysis activity; ATP binding. NCBI's taxonomy places the organism in Eukaryota, Metazoa, Chordata, Lepidosauria, Squamata, Lacertidae. Gene Ontology annotation, biological process: cholesterol homeostasis; transmembrane transport; cholesterol efflux. Gene Ontology annotation, cellular component: plasma membrane.